CAUUGUUCAUCGGACCUUUGCGCUGUUUGCUUCGUUGGGUGUUAAUCUUCAUCGAAAAAGUUUUAAAAAUUGUGAUUUUCAAUUAGGCAUUGAUUUUUGUGUGUUCUCAUUAAAUUCUCUGCGUCUAUACUAUUUUAUUGAAUAUUGUCAGUUAAAAUGACGGACGUUGAAAUGAAAUCUGCUGAAAAAUCGACAGUCGAAGCUGAGGCCGAGGUCCCGAAAACGGACAAUGAACACCAGCGUAAAGUUAAUGUUGGCAACUUGCCGAGUGAUGUGACGGAACAACAGCUACGCGAUUUCUUUAGUGGACAUGAAAUUGAAAAGGUGGAGAUUUUCCACUAUCGCAAGUACACUUUGGCUAUGCUCUUGUUCAAGGAUAAGGAAGCAGCUACGAAAGCAAUCACCGAAAAGGAAGGAUCCAUUUUCCGUGAGCGUCGUCUUCGUAUGCAUUUGGAAUACAUUACUAUUCGGCAUAUUAGGCGCGAUGUCAUCGUUGUUGUUGUUGAUGAUGAAAAUACAACUGAGGAGCAACUAUGGGAUAAGUUGAAAGUAGCGGGUGUGGAACCGACGUCCAUUUUACUUUUUCACCCCUUGGGAUAUGUCUCCUUACCUAAGGAUUCGGAUAAAGCAGCAAUAUUGGAAAAAUUGAAUAGCUCGGGUUUCAAUGCGCAUGACGUUAAUCAGCGCGAUCAAAAUCAGCAUCUUGACAUUUGGCGUGCUGCUAAGCUAUUUUUCCGCAAUCGUAACCGUGUACAGUUACUAAACAUCCCUAACAAGUGGAUCGAGAACAAGGAGGAAAUGAUGAAGCAAUGUGCUGAGGGUGGUACAAUUACGGAAGCAGUUUCAAAUAAUGUAAGCCAAAAUGCUUCUAAUUAUGCUCGAAUUUUUUACGAGACGGAAGAACAAGCAGCUAAGGCGGCCACUGUUCUUAAUGGUCGUGUGUUCGAAGGUAAACGUAUCCAUGCUCUGCACCUAGGAUCAGCUUUGAUUCCUAAUUAUAAGACUUCGGUGUAUGUUAAUGCUUUGGAAAAAACAACUAGUGAAGAACAGGUGUAUGAUCAUUUCAAGCAAUUUGGUGAAAUUGACUUUGUAAAUCGUCGUAAUUGCAAUGAUGCUGCUAUUAUUUGCUUCAAAUCAGCAGAAUCGAUUGAAAAGGCUUUAGCAUGUACGACUUUUCCAGCUGCUACUGAGGAUGACAAAGAUGCUACUAAAGAGGUAUCAGUGAAGAAGUACGAUGGUCCAUUAGUACUUCGACCACAAGCUGUUAAGCGCAAAAUUAAAACUAAUGAGGAUGGUAAACCAAUUGAUACUGAGGAAAGAACAAAAGAACAACAGGAUGUUCUGAAAAAACUACAAGCAUAUUAUCCUGUAUUUGUUGCCAACGUUCCGUUGAACUGUCCUCCGUUGGAACUGAAGCGUUAUUUUACUCAACAUGGACUGAUAAAAUUUAUGUUCUCGCCCCAGAUCGUUCCAUAUCGUACAAGUGCUCCGCACCCGGUAAAAACAUUUAUAAUCUACUAUAAUUUCAAGGCAAGCGCACAGAAUGCUUGCAAAUUUCUCGAUCAUAAAUUUUUUGGUGGCCAUCGUUUGCACGUGCUUCCUUUGCGCGGUGAGCAAUCUUUUGAUGUAUCAAAAACUUUGAAAUUGACAAAAAUUCCAUACUUAUCGGAGGAUGCAUUAUUCAAGAAGAUCAAACCAUAUGUUGGUAAAAUUAAUCGUAUUGUCAAGAAAUCACGAUUAGCUGCAUAUAUUGAACUCAAUGAUCCUGCCGAUGUUGAAAAGAUGCUGAAAACUGAUGCGGCAGAUCAUCCAUUCCCAAAGGGCAGAAUUGAAGCUAUCAAAACCGCUGUGAAUGUGCGUCUCUAUAAUGAGAAUGAUUCACGCGUAUUAAGUGGUAUUGCUAAAAUUAUCUCGCAGAAUCCUGAUAUGUUAAAGCGAACCCCAACGUCUCAGGGAGGUCCUAUGAAUAAGCGUCCCCGCCUCAAUGGCCCCGGUUUUAAUCAAGGCCCAGGUGGCUUUAAUCCCAAUAACAAUCUGAACAAUCCCCAAGCUAUACAAGAUUUAUUGCGUCUUGCGUUCAUGUCAGGUAAAAACGUUGGCGAGAGUCUGGCUUCUAGUCAGAACUCAUUUGAUGGUCCCGAUCCACCAAUUGCCAGUUCGAACAACUUUGGCGACGGUGGUUUCGGCAAUCGUAAUAACAAUCGAAAUAAUCAAGGCGGUCAAGGCAACUUCCGUGGCCAAGGAAGAAAUAUGAACCAGAACAACCGUGGCAAUGCCAACAAUAGUUUUGGCAGCAAUAACGCCGGCGGUAACAACUUCCAAAAUGCCCCCGGUAUCAAUCAGAACCGUGGUGGUCAGAACGUAGCGAACCGUGGUAAUCAGUCGAACAAUCAAAACCGCGCUGCAAAUAAUGAAAUUGUUAACGUUGGCCAGAACCGCAAUAACCUGAAUCAAGGUAACCGUGUGCAGCCAAACAAGUCUGGCCCCGGAAACAACAUGAAUCAAAAUAGGAACCAAGGUGGCGGUAAUCUGAACCGCAACCAGAAUCAAAAUCGUAACCAAAAUAAUCGCAACAACAACUUCGACAAUGACUCCUUUGGAGGAGGUAAUAACUUUGGCAAUAAUCGUAACAGUUUUGCCAAUGAUAAUUUUAACAACGACAAUUUUGGUAACAAUCGUAAUGAUAAUAGCUUCUCAAACGACAACUUUGGAGGCAACAACCGUAGUAACUUCGGCGGUAAUAACCGCAACCAGAACGACAAUUUUGGCUCGUUUAGUGGUGGAAAUAGUAGCAGCAGCAACACUGGCAAUAACAGAUUCAAUAACGAUAACAACCAGUUUGGUGGCAAUUUCAACCGUAACCAAAACAAUCGUUUCGAUGACGAUAACAACUUCGGUGGUAACAACCAAAAGGGUAACAACUUUAACCCGAACCGUCAAAACAAACAAUUUAACAGUGGCAACCAGGGAGGUGGUAUGUCUUUUGGUGAAUUUAAUUCGAAUUCCAACCGUGGGAACUUCGGCGGUGGUAAUUCUAGCAGUAAUUUUAACCCUGGUAAUGCCGGUGGUGGAAACAAGUGGAACAAUUCAAAUUCCCAACAAUCGAAUACGAGCAGCCGCCUCGCUGGUAGCAUUUUCAGCCGCCGCUUUUAAACAGCAGGCAUUAGUUGUUUAAAAUAUAUUGACUAUAUAUGGGCUGAAUGACGCAAAUUUGAAACAGAAUUAAACGACAGUAACAUUAUCUAUGUAAAAUUUUAAAAUACAUAACAAAACAGAAAUAAUUAUAUAAGCUGGUCUACAAGUGACCGGACAUAAAGAAGUAUUUAUUUCAUUUUAAAGCUUAGGAUUUUCUGUAAGCUAAAAAUAUUUUUCGUUCGAUAUUGAUAAAAAAGUUUGUAAUGAUGCCCAUUUACAAAUUAGAUCAGUUUUAAAUAACUUCAAAUGCAACCAUAAUAUCUAGUUACAAAAGUUUGUAGUAAGAAUAAUUUGCUUGUUCGGAUAGUAUAUGCAUUAUCCAACGGCAGCGAUAGGACAGUACUAAUGACGAUAAAAGGUUGAAAAUUGUAUCCAACAUUUAUGCAUACUUCAAUAACAUCAGCAUCGCAUUUAUAUGUGAUGAUUCUAAGUAUAAUAAGCUCAUAUUAAAUAAUUUAGUGUGAAUCUGAAAUAAACUGUGCAACACUGAAGUGAAAAAUUAAAAAAAAACUUGUUUUCAUGAUGAUUAAAUUCCGACUAGUAGAGAAUCAGCAGUGUAAUACUGUUGCAGUUUCGUGUUUGAGAAAUGGUAGCACACUGAAUGCAGAUGUGAUAUGGAUGCAAAAGAGCAUAAAAUGUGUUCUGCUAAAUCUCACACGUAUAGCUGCUCAUACACAUAAUACAAUUUUCUUUUUAUUUUUGAUAUUACAGACUGGCACAUGUAUUAAUUUGCAUCAAUCCGAAAAAAGUUCAAUUUGUAUUAGUAAGUAGUUAGUGAACCGCAACAGUUUUUUGGGCUCUGUUUCGAACGAGUGGUAUUAGGUUCUUCAUAUAUUUUUCAUCGUUGGUGAUGAUAUAGUUGAAAACAUUGGGGAUUGAAAGGCGUCAGUAACAAGUCGCGCUCAGCAUUGCACUUGUUGUUUUGAAAGAAAAUUAUUGUUUGCAUGUGCUAUCAGUAAAUAUCUAGUUUUUGGUUGCCACGUUGCCGUAUACUACAAGGAAAAAGUAAAGAUUGGGUAUGGUUAAAUAUAAAAUCAUAGAAGCUUUUUGGAACCUAGAUUAGGCGACGAAAUGACUUUACAUGAUCUCGCAAAAUUUCGUAAGUAUCAUAAGUUGCAAGAAAUUUAUAAUGUUCCAUAAAACCGCAUAAAAUUUAAGCGUUUAAUAAGUGCGCGUUUUCAAUUUUUGUUCAUUUUUUAAUUACUAUUUACGAAUAUAAGUAUCAGAUUAAAGAUUUCGUGACGACUUCUGACGUGAUUUCACACAAGAUUCUUUAUUUCUUCCAAACUUCUGUCGAAGUUGUUGCAGUCCACCUUAAUUAGUUUUGAGGAAUUUUAGUUACUAUAUUUGAAUUUUCAGAUUUUGGAAAAAAAACGCCUUUGAAAGUACCAUUUAAAAAUUCCUCGCCUUUAUCUUCUAAUAAUACAAAUAAAUUUAGUUGUAAGUCUUCGACUUCAAUUUGUUCUAGUAAUUUUUAACUUACUGCCAUUUGAUAUAUUAAAUGAAUCAUUUAAUCGGAUCAAAACUACCUUUUCAGAUUUGGGAACAAAUGUUUCAAAUGGACAAAACGUAAAAUUUAACGAAAUAUCAAUAUUUCAGAAAAAAAAUGUAAAGCAAUUAGUGGACGUAUAAGAUCAAAUACUGUGUGUUUUAUUUGUGAUUUUGGAUUUUUAAUUUAUUUUUCUUAACGUGAAUUUUGAAAAAAAAAAUUGAUCUAUUUUACAUGAUGGUCUAGAAUUGUUGCAUAUAUUUUUUAAACUUGCAAUAUUACGUCUUUUAUGGUUGAUAGCAAGCACGAAACUAUAGCUACAAAAAUGUUGAAAUCAAAAGCUCAAUGGAAACUGGUAUACAUUAUGAUGGCUAUGGUUAUAAUUUCUAUAAGUACUAGGUAUGGUAAUCAAUUGUUGUGAUUUUCCUGUCGCAUUCUUGAGAUACAAAAAUUUUCUGAACAAACCAAAUUAAGCCAUCCUAACAAAUAAGCACAGUUCGAAUAAACAUGCAAUAAUUUUGAGCACGUUAAAUCUAAAAGGUUCGCAGGAAGACUUUCAAUCUGGUUUUUAUAAUGUAUGGCCAAGGUUAAUAAUUUUUAAAGUUUUUAAUUUCAAAACUGCAUAUUAAAAAAUGAGAACUCUCAAAGUGGUUAAUAUAAGAGAUCGAAUUUUUUUCUUAAGUAUUUAUAAAACAAGUCAUCGAUUUUUUGGCAAAAAGUGAUUUUUCUAUUUUACGAGAAAGGUUAGUAUUGUGAAAUUUCUACAAUGGUCCAUAAUAAUUAAAUCCUAAACAAUGAGUUGCUUUCAUUUGUUGAUAUGCGUAUGGAAUAUAUAGAUUUUUUUUACAUAAAAUAUAACUCAAUUUUUAUCUGUUUUUAGUACAACCAGAACGAUUCCAGUAAGUAGAAAUGGUGUAUGGAAAAGGUAAGAUAGUAUGUGAUAUGAAAAAAAUACAACGAUAGCUGGUGCAACAAUAUUGUAAGCGUUGAUUCAAUUCGAUGCCAUAAGAAAAUGUAAUGUCAUUAAUAGAAAAAGUUUGAAUAAAUUGCAAUAAUAAUAACUGACUGUCGCUGCUACGAUAUUGGUUCCUUUCAGGUUUGCAUCCUGGAUUCAUUUAAUAAAUCCAUUCCGCUCGAAUACCGCUCAGCACAAUCAUCGAACAGUCGUAUUUAGAUUGACAAAAAUGUUUGCUCGUAAAAUGCUAUAGUUAAAAGAUGUUUUUUCGACUUCUGUAUCAUUCAAAUUUGGAUAGUUUUAGUUUUAUAUUGUGAGUAAAUUUUAUCAUGCCUUCAAUUUCUCGCUAAAGAUUGGACUUACUGUACAUAUUCUUGUUGCGGAAAAUAGUGAAGUAGAAGUGGAAGUGACGACGGAAAUAAGGGCAACUAUUAGGGUAACGGUACCCCCAUUCAUUUCAGCUCCAUUAGUCAUCUCGUAUACGAAAACCAUUAGUAAGAGUGACAUAUGUUGUCUCUGUUCGAUAGAAUAACUUGAAGAGAAAGAUGAAAUUAUGAGAGAGAGUUUUCGUGUCGAUAUAACAACAGUUUUGAACAAUUUUCGAACUACUCUUUCUACAGUGUUGCUUUUCAGAGUCGAAGCAAAAAUAUUUUAUUUGAUUUUAUCACAUCAUUGAUGGAAGUCGAGUAAUCGGUAAAAUCGCAUGGUGACUACUAAUGACAUGACUAUUGGAACAUCCACCUCUAUUCUGCAAUCCGACAGAUUUGUGAUACGAACGAAUCUACACUUUCGUUCGGGUUUGAAUUUUGCAUUCUUUAUUCCGUUCGACUUGUAUAUUUCGAUCGACUCUCGUUCGGGAACACUUGAAAUUUCGAACACUAACCAUCAAAGGUGCCCAGUAAAUUCGAACAUCGGACGCAUCGUGCACGAAAGCUUUUGAUUGUGUUUCGAGCUUACAUAGUGUAUCGGUAGAACAAAAGAGUGAAGAUAUACCAAAGCAGAGAGCGGAUAUCCAAUACUCAGGUGAUGGGAUAUAUCGGGGUUAGAUUUCCAACCUCAAACAUAGGGCCAGAGUUUUUCUGGUCCUAAGAGGCGAAUGACCUAAAUGUUAAAGCCUCCAUGAUCGAGACAAAAGAAUUUUUUAACACUCUUGCACACCCUAUCGGGGAGACGUCGGCUCGAAAAUGCCUUGUUUGAUAUUCCUUCGCUCUGUUCCUAUAGCGAUACAUAAUGUAAACAUAAAACUAUUUUAGGUCGACGCGGUUGAUGCAAAUGGUGCAGAAUUGUCCGAUGACGGGCCGAUCGAAGCGCUACCAUCGGCCCCAUAUCGUGCUCAAUCGGACCGAUGAUCGGACGACAAAUUUCGCUGGGUACUUUACACGUUCUAUAUUAUUUAUCGCCCUUAUUCUGAAUAACGUCGUAUCUUUUUUCCCUCGUAUUUCAUUUGUAUUCCCCAUAACGCUAGCAAAAUCAAAGGUAGCUAUGAUUCGAUCGAACCACAUUCGAUGGAAAAAUCAAUACGUCGUUAUUCAGAAUAAGGGCGUAUAUUAUUCAUUUCUUAGUAAACAAAACCGUCGCACUUGUAUAAACAAAUUAGAACGAUUCUGAACCGAACAGAAGUAAUACGUACGCAAGUCGAUCCAGUAAUGUUCGAAAAUUGAACAACUCGAACGGAACAUCAUUUUUUAAUUUUUUCGUGGAAAAAUAUUGUGAAAUAAGUCGGUGAAGAGGUAUUUUGGAAGACACUUCUUAAAAAUAAUGAUUUGCGGUGUGCUGCAAUGUGUCUCAGUGCAGACUUAUCAGAAGUCAACAAAUUAAAGCAGCAUAGAUGAAGUAAAUGUUUUUCUAAACCUCGACGUUUUUGUUUGACUUUUAGUUUUCCAAAAUUUUUGUAGCUGUAAAACCUCCCCAAAGUAUCAAACAACAAAAAGGGAUAACGUUGGGCUCUGGCAUUGUAGAAACUGUGUGCAAAAUUUGAAAAAAAAUUGGUGCAGUUGUUUUUGAUGACGAUACAACACUCAAACCAACAGACUGAGUUACCAGCUUCGAUGCUGAAAAUGUACAAACAGAUUGGAAAAUGAACCAUUCCAUAUACUUACCGACGAGCGUGCCCUUUAAUAGUAUUGAACCUUUCUGAAAAAGAGUAUGCAGUAUUCUCUUUUCUCUCAAAUGCAGGCAAUGGGUUCAGAUUCCUGGGUAGUAGAAGUGAUUCAAGCACACUAUCGCUGGUGAACCAUUUAUCAUCAAAGAAAACUGUUGAAUUUGAAUGUAAAAAUAAUUUAAAUCAUUAGAGUAUUUAAGCACAAAAAACUAAAUUUAGAAAGUUUCAAGCUGCUGCAGAAUAGAUUUUUCAUAUUAUCUUUUACUACCAGUAGCUAUGAUUCAUGUUUCAGAGUCAGAGCUUAUGUUCCUUUAAGUGUACGGAAUAAGGAAAGUUUCAUAAUGAAUGGGCACUGCAUUGAAACUUAUUUCACUCGUGCCAUUCAUUCCUAGGUCUUGGCUGCAAGUAAUGGCCAAAUAGAGUCAAAAAGAAGAAGAAGAAUGCUUCAUUAAACGAUCAAUAACGACGCCGGUCACGACCAAAGGCUGUGCUACUGAGGAAAAGGAAGAAAUGUUAGUCCGAUACUCGCUGUUUCUAGAGACCGCGGGUACUACUGUAUAUCCUCGAGCAUCACGGGAUAGAAGAUGUGUUAGUAGGGAGGGAAAGAAAUCGGGAUAUGUUUUGGCAAACAAUAUGGUCUCAACAAAAGCUGAUUCCUUUUUUUCAUGUUCGCAUUGCUGUUAACAACGCGAGAUGAAACACGACUACUGAAAAAAUAAAAUAAACACUCGCGAAUGGGUUUGCUGCAGACCAAUUUUAGAUUUUCAGCUUGAAUAAUACAAUUGACUUGUACAUUUUCACACAUUUCAUAAAAAUCACCGACGAUGAUAUGCAGACGGGGCUUCGAUCGGUUAAUAUCGUUGAAUUUUGGGUCUCCGCAUUUUUAGUUUUGCGAAUCAAUAUUAUUCAAUAAAUAGCUCUCUUACUACUAAACACAUACUUGUCACUCCUGCAUUAUCACUCAAAAUAACUGUUUUGACCAAAUUUUCAACUAUACGUAUCAAACAACACAUUGAAAAUAGAUUUUUUUAAGAGCAGCACUUAGACACCUCAUCGUACUCCCAGUGAUGCCAACUCUCUUCUCAGUUCAUUUCAUCAACACUAGUGAAAAAGUCACUUUCGAGAUUUUCAUUCAUGAAAUAAGCAUAGACACUAAGAUUUGAUUCCUUUUAUCGGUAUUUUUUUUGACGAAAACUUUCGGUAAUCAAUAGAAAUAACAGAUAUUUCGGUACAUGAAUUUUAUUUUACAAAAAUUACGCUUAUUUUUGCCGGCCGAUCACUGCCAUACUUGCAUACCAGUCCCAUAUGGAAAAUCGGCAUGCCGAGAAAAAGACGAUUAAAAUUUUAUUUCCGAUUUUUUUUGAUUUAUUGUCUACCUAAUGCUAAAUUAUAUAUAUUACAACAAACAAAAUUAUUGAAAUUUGCACUGAAUGGGACAGAUAUGCGGGUACUUUGCAUAUGGGACAGACAGGAGUCGAUAUUUUUUCACAUUUUACUAAACAAACCAUCUACUUUUAUGGCAGUUUCUGAGAGUAUAUUGAAGAUAGAUUUUAUUUCUCAAUCUAACUAAAAAUUAACGAAAAUCGAUGUGGGAUUGAUAUGCGAGUAUGGGCAGAUCAGUUUUAUGUAAGUUUUCAUUACAGAAUUCUGUAAAUUGAUACACAAUCCAUACGGUAAAUAUGAAUAGUCGUCGAGUACGGUAAAAAUGUUCGAAUGAUGGAAUUAUUUUGCAAUAACCGAUUUUCUGUAAAUACUGAUUGUCGUGAACACUAACUGUUAAACAGUAAUUCAAAUUUUCAGUGUUUUUAUUAACCAAACGAAAAAAAUCUUGAAGGGUUCGUCGAAUGGAUUGAAGUACAGAUGCACAAGUUUUUAAAACAGAACUAUACUGUUUGUAUACUUAUAGGCACAUAUUUUUUUAAGGUAGAUGAGAGUGCAGAGUGAUUAUUAAACGUAGGCAAAACAAGAAACCAUACGUGAUGGUAUAUAAACAGGAAUUUUAUGUGAAAAAAUAAUCAUGCUAUCCUUCUCCACGUAUAUUGAAAAUACGAAUCUUAAAACUAACAACAAAUAAUUAAUUUAUGGAAACGUUAAAGUGUUUCCGAUUAUUUUAUUUAGCUUCAACGAAUGGAAACAAAGCAAAGCUAUGGUCGCCUAUUCGCCACAUUUUCACUUGUUCACUUGCAGGAGGAUAUCUGGUGGACUCGACGUAUUGUGCAGUGUUGUGAAAGGCGCUCAUAACUCCAGUCAACCCGGACAUUUUUUUCAAAACCAUAACCACAACUGAGACGAAUUUUCUUCAAUUUGUGUUAUUUUUUGAAAUCCAAAAUUCAUUUGAAUCCAGAAUUUUAACCAACAGAAAACAAAUACAGAAACAUUACCGAACCAUUCGUUAGAUCCAUUUGUUUUACAGUUUACGAUAGUUCUUUGACAAUUCAGCAAUAACCGAACGAUCGGUAAUCAAUUCAAUUACCGAACGUCCAGCUGUUGAAAAUUCGGUUUACGAAUUUCAACCCACAGACAUAUCGCUAAAGAGAUAAUCGAAAGGGAGAAGAGCCUUCGUUGGUAUUUCGAUACUGAAUUUCCACUACGCUUCAGUUCGACACCGAAAUGAUUCGUGCAAGUUUCAAUCGUAUUUUCAUCAAUAAACAAUCUGAAUCACUGAUAAAUAAUGACUUGGAUAUUUUUGAUACACGUAGAGUGGUUAAUAUGAAGAACGAAAACACUGUAGGAGCAGCGUUUGAAUUAGCGCAGCGGUUGCCUGUUACCCCUGUUACUCCUGCGUACGUUAUUCAAGCUAAAUUGGCUAAUAUUCAUUCACCCCUAUUAUGUCCUAGCGUAUGAUAUAUCAUACGCAAAACUUCCCAUAUUUUAAUACAUGUUUACUUAAGAAGUUUAGUACCUAACAGCUUUACUAGAGCACUAGUUGAUAGUUUACACUUCUGAUUUCUUUGUAUAUUAAAAUAGUUCUCAAGUGUCAACAUUUUAUUUGUAUUAUAACCUUGCAAAGCUCACAAAAAUGACCAAAGAAAAGUAAGUAACAUAUUUGUGUGAAUCUUAUGUUCAAAACCAUAGGUAGUUCCAUCUUUUGACAAACCAUUGCAAAAGAUUCAAAUUAAUUAUUUCCGAAGUGGAGUUUCAAAAAUAUAUGUUAAACAAUAAAAAAUUGUUGUUGACAUUUGAACGUAUGAUAUAUCAACAUAAUACAGCAGUAUUUUUCCCAAAGUAUAUCGUUAACCGAUGAACUCGAGCAUCCAAAUUUUAUGAUUAGUUGAAGUCUUUCGAAAAACUCUUGUCAUCAGCAAAUCAAAUCCAUUUUGUUAUAUCUUCGAAGUGUGGAAUAUUCAAAAACAUGACUUCAAAAAAUAAUGCUAAGGAUAGGGACCCUUUACGAUUUGAAGAACACGUGAAUAUGGAGUAGAACGUUAACUUAGAGAAGUAUGAAUACCUCCAAAACUUAUUAUUCAUUGGAAACACUAUCAAAUGAGCUUACGAUACUCCCUACAAAUCGUAUAAAUAUCUCAAAUAUCAUACCAAUACAAAUGGGUAAUUCAUUUUCCUAAAACUGAAGAAAUGGAAACAAAUGAGGUAAUUUUUUUUAUUUUUAGAUUAGACAGGUUUUAACCUUAAAGUCAUUCACCACUUUGGGCCAGAAAAACCUUCUGACCCUGUAUGCGGGGUGGGGAAUCGAACCCAGGUAGGCUGAAUAAGUAUAUUUUGGACGAAAUGAACUGAAUAUUUCCAUUUAUAUUGUCUCUAUCUCCGAUAGUAUUUCUACCGGUACUAUUUAAAAUACAUUGAAUUGUAUAUAUAAAUUCAACUCUUAAAAUAUAGACAUGUCUCUUAUAAUUUUGUUGCUACUGUAUUGUCCCAGCGUAUGAUAUAUCAUACAUAGGAUAAUUUCGUUUGGAAAAGGUUUUUAAUAGUGAUUUGGCAUUUCCCAACAUCAUCAACACUAAAUAAGAUAUUAUUGAUGAUAUCUGCUCAUUUGGUUCAAAUUUGGGAACCCCUGGGUUAUAAUGGGUUAUUAAGCUGCAUAACAUGCUUUGUGAUUGUUUUUAUUGUUAUUAAAACUAUUAUUAUUCUCAUCACUUGCUGCUUUUAUCAAUGGUAUUACUCCACCACCACGGUAUUGACGAAUAAAUUCCGAAUACUUCACCACAUUGAACAUUUUCAGAAACGUUCAAUUUUUUGUUCUUCGUCGAAUUAUACAUGAUUUCUGCAGAGUUGAUAUAUAACGGCUAUGACAAUUCAUUUCUCAAAAAUUUGCUCGGGAAUCAUAUCAGAUAUAUUCAACCAGCGAACUUUUUUUUGUCUGAAAAUCACUUGUGAAAAAUUUCGGUCGUGAUUUUCGAAACUAUGCGUUUUUCCAGAUACCCAGUGUUUCAUGUCAUAUACCCAGUGUUGGGUAUAUGGCACUCACACCUCUGGGCCUCGGUUCAAAAGUCGGUUUUCACAGUGAUUGCAUAACCUUUCUACACGAGAAAGGCCAAAAUUUAAACCUGGUUAAAAAAAGUUGAAUACUUUUUCAAGAAUUCGAAAACCAACGCAAAGCUAAAUUAAAAAAAAUACGUCAAUAUUCAAAAAAAGGUUUUUAAGUUAAACCUAAGACCACAUUUGGUGCAAAUUUGAUAACUGUGAAUUGAAAAUGAAGUUAGAGUUAUGACAAUUUAGCAAUAUUUGCAAAACUUCAGGUUUUUGAUAGAAAAUAGUAAUUUAAACACUAGUAUAUAAUUUUACAGAUUGAAAGAAAUAAAUCUACUCAUAACGACCUUUCUUCUAGAAGAAGCCGUUCUCCAGAUAUUUGAACAUUAAAGUAAAAAAAUUGGAUUUUUGUUGAAAUGCGCCGUUUCUUAUACAAGAGUUUAUAAGCCAAUUGAAUCAGAUUUUAGAUUUAUAUGUAAACGGUGAAUAAAUGUUCGUAGCGUAGACUUGUAAGUCUACGGGACUAUUUCAUGGCCAGUGCUUCAAUACUACGGACACUAAGAAUCCUUCCAAGUCAGGACUCGAACAUACAAAACCUGGCUCGUUAAGUUCGUUAUAAAAUGAACCAUCAAUCGAAUAAAAACCUUGAGUGCAAAAUUUGGAGUCGGAAUUUGCCAUGCAAAAAUCAUUUAGAAAUUCAUUGUAGGUACCGUACAACAAAGCUGAAUGAAAACUUCCGGUUUUUACAAGAAACAUGUUUCCAAGCGUGUAAUGCAUCAUUGUUGCCCGUAACAGAUUAUUCUCGAAUGUGUAUUUCGGUUCUUUUAUAAAAAAGUACAAGUGUGUAAUGUCAGAGACAUAACUGGAUGUCGUGAAUACGAAUAAAACUGACACUUUCACUUUAUACUAUCGAAUAUAAAUUAGUUGAUCGAUAGGCUACAGUACAGAUUAGCGUUGUACAAAACCUCAAACGCUCAGGUCGCAGAGCCAGUUUCCCUUCGAAGAAGAUCGAUUACGUCAUGUUGGUUGGUCGUUUGCAUUGCAGCAAAAUACCUGUUGUCCGUGGGUGCGAUAUUGAUAUGUGCAGGGUUGUUACGGUCGCGCGGAUUUCGCGGUUUUCGCGGAUUUCGCGAUUUUCGCGGAUUUGGCGCGGUUUCUGCUAAGAUUUUGAUGCUAUGGCGCGGAUUUAGCGCGAAUUUCAGAAAACAUCAUUCCAUAAAAUUCUUUGCAAAUUUUUGAAACUUGUGAGUUUUAUGAAACCCUAAAAAAUUAAAGAUGGGCGAACGUUUCAGCAAUUGGUCGAGAUGGCCGAAUUUUCCCUUGAUAAAACUAAAAUUUACUAGAAGGAGGUUCUAGCCAAUGUUUUCUUCAGUGGACAAAAUUUCGAUUUUAUGCUUUUCGAUCUCGAGUGAUACAAGUUGCUAUUUCAACAUUUUGCACCCAAGGAUAUUGAUGUCAGAUGGAAGAUAUCGUCUCAGUGAUAAUACAUUCAAUAAUGCAAAGAUUGCGAUUUGCGAUGCGAUUCUUCAAUAAUAUGGUAACAAAUUUUGUGUAUGAUAAAAAUCGAAUUCUUAAAGCAAAAUUUACACGACAUGCUUACGAAGCGAAGUCUGACAAUAAAAGAAACGAAGAAGUUCUGGGAUUCUAUUCGUGGUGAUAAGAAAGUGUUCUAAUAGUUAGUUGGUUCCACUAUCCAACAUUUUCAAUUGUUCUUUCCGUUCUGGAAUUUUUCCUGAAAUAUGGAAGAAAUCAUAUGUGAACAAGGGUAUAGUAUCCAACUACUUUGGAAUUGUUGCUUUGUGCGCUGUAUCGAAGCUGUUUGAAAUUAUAGUUCUGGAUUUUAUAACACAUAGUUGCUCUGACUACAUGUCAGAGACUCAGCUUGGAUCCAUGCCAAAGCUUUCAACUUCCCCUGCUGCGUUCGACGAAAUAAAUCAUCACAUAACGAUCUCCAAGUUAGGUAGACUGGGAUUAAAUGGAUCAUUUUUUAAUUGGCUUCGAUCAUAUCUAACUGGUAAUGAAAUGAUAGUGAAAAAAGGAGCCUGUUCAACCUCACCAAGUGCUGUUACAUCUGGAGUUUCUCAAGGAAGUCACCUUGGACCGUUCAUAAUUUUAUUGUAUCUCAACGAUUUAAAUUUUUCGAUCAAGUGUAUGAAACUAUCGUUCGCUGAUGACUUUCGUAUUUCAUAUUUCAAAAUUGUUUAAAUGCCACUAAAUGCUCCGUCGUCUCUUUUUGUAGCAAAAAGUCUGUAUUCAAGUUCGACUAUAAUAUGCCACAAACUGUUCUCGAAAGCGCAUCGUCUGUUAAGGACCUGGGUGUUCUGGAUGCAAGUUAAAUUUUAAAGAGCACAUAGAACUUUCAAUUGUUACAAUUUGACAUUCGACGUCGUAGUUUUCCUAUUUUUUUCUUCGGAUUCCCUAUGUUAGAACUAAUUAUGGAUAUAACGAGCUCAUUGCUAGCAUGUUCCGCAUAUUUAACAAAUGUUUCAAUUCUUUCGACUUUCAUUUAUCACGUAAUGUUAUCAAGAAAUCGUUUCUUAUGUUACUGUCUCAUUAGAUGUAGUUACUAUAGAAGCACUAGAUUUAAGCAAAUGUAUCAUUUGGAUGAUUUUGAUCUAUUGAUGCAAAAGAUGAGGAGUUUUUAUGCCUGCUGGAGAACAAAUUUGACAGAAACUAAUUCCAGUGGGCUUUUCCCUGAUUCAAAUAAAAGAAGAAAAGAUGAUUUCCUCCUCAGACAUUCAGAGUGAAAUCUGACAACAAAAGAAGGCGCUAUUAUAAUUGCAACUGAUACUAAAAAGAGUGAAUCAGAUCAUCCUGAUGUGGUCUACCUAAAAAUUCUUCUUACCAAGAAGGAAAUGUUUGCCGAGCAAAAAGAUGUCGAAACAAAAAACAAAUAUCUUCGAUGAAAUGUGUAAGCAUUUUUAUUUUUACUGUAACAUUUUCCGUACAUCAGAGAGUAUUAAUUAAGGAUCAAGAAUAAACCAAGUUAGCUUGUGUAUUACGUACAAUUUAUUCAGUACGUAUGUUAUAGAUUAAUAUAUGCAGUGCAACGAGUUUAUUAAAGUGACUUGCAGGAUUGAGUUUCAAACAAUCUUUUUUAACAAUAAUUUAUUCUCGAAUACAUGUUAAGCCUGACACUUUGUAUGAUAUAUCAGUUUUAAACAAUUUUUCACCAACGUUUGAUGGAAAAUUGCUUACAUUUUAUGAAUAUAGAUUUUAAUCCCUUAAUAAAAAAAGUUGACAACACUGCUUCAAAUCAUUUGUAUUAGAUUGCGCUACACAAAAUAAGCAAAACUAAAUAUUUUCUGUUACAAAAGUAGUAAAAAUAAAUAGUUUUACGACAACAUGCCAUUUCCAUUGCCUUUCGCGUGUUAAAUUAAAGGUUCCUAUUUUACGGGUUUACUUAUAAAAGCUACGGAAAAAAAUUCUGCAAUAGGAAAUCCAUAUAGGAAUGUGUUUGUUGCUAAUCAAAUGUGUCAGUGGAAGUAAGCGUUAACUGAGACAAUUUUUCUCGAGCAGUUUUAAGGAAAACCGAAGAGUCCUAGACUAAGACACUUUUCUUGAAUUGCAAUUUUAAGCAGAAUGAACUGAUUGGUUUAUUUUUCAACCAUAUGGAAGAUUUAUUGAUUAAAAUCAGUAAAAUAAGCGCCGGAAUUUGUUUUUACGCACAUAUUGUUGACAUUACUCAUACGCUUGCAAAAAGUCUUGCUCCUUAACUAAGGGCAUCGAAAAAGAUGAAGAAUAAAAAUGAAAUCGUUUUCAUUGGGUUUCUCGAAGUAACGUGCUGUAUGCGGACUUAUUUAUUGUGUUCAUAUGACAAACUUAUGCAGAUUUUUAAACUAUAUUUAAGUGAAUUUUCAAGUACUGCGGAAAGUAUCACCUGCAUAAAAAUAGUUGUCUAACGCUUCACUCGAAUUUUAGUUUUCAACUUCGCGCGGAUUUCGCGUGUUUUAGUGUUCGACUUCGCGCGGAUUUCGCGCGUUUUGAUUUUGAAAUUUUUCGUAACAACCCUGUAUGUGUUUUGUUGCAGUCUCCUGCUUCAUCCGCUUGCGGUAACAAGCUUUGUAUUUCGCUUGGAGAUUCCUCGAUCGCACCAUAAUCAACACGAUGACGACAGCCAAAUUCGAAAUGAAUGGCUUCUGAGCCGGUGCUAUGCAUUUUAUAUAGCAAAUCUGCAGAAAGUUUACUACAAACUACAACUGGUUGAAAAAUGGGCCGUAUACAGUAUAGUGAAGAAAAAUUUCGCAUAAUUCUUUGGAUAUUAAAUUAUGGUUCUAAAUGGAACCUUAGAGAAUUUUGAUGUCGACUAUUUCAUUUCAAAUUUCAAUAUUUUAGUAAAAGAUUCUAUCACAAUGCUGUACGGGAUUAAUUUCUGGCAUCCCAGAAGAGUCAAAUUGUAUAAUUUUCUAAGAUAUUAAAUACUGAUUGGAUAUAAACGAUUUUAAACUGUUGCAAAUUUAGAAAAUGGCAAAAAUCUGAUAAAAUUAUCCUAGAUUUUCACUACACUGAUAAUUUUAAUUUUCGAUUUUUCAAAUAAGAAAUCUUUAUAGUUCUUUAGGUAACAUUUAGAGCCAUUAAAAGGGCUGAUUUUGCAUAAUGUUCCACAUUGUUUUCCAUUUUCCGUUGUAUUUUGCUCCAAUGCACCAAACCACCAACAGGAUGAUGUAAUCGAUCUUCUUCGAAGGGAAACUGGCUCUGCGAGGUUUGUACAACGCUAAAGGCCUGCUCUUAUUACUAGCGACUGCUCAACCCGACGAUUGAAGUCCAAAUGAAAGCACAGCCUAAGCGUUUGAGGUUUUAUACCACGAAAACGGCCUGCUUUCAUUGCCAUCUAUUCCACCGGACGACUGAAGUUCAAAUGAGAGUUGCGACCUGAGCCGUUUGAGGUUUAUAACCACACAGAAGGUGCACCCUCCGAAGCUCCUGGAUGAUUAAAUCAUUCCCACGACGUCCGCUUCCAUCCAACGUACAAGAAGAUAUGAUCGAUUUUCGACCACGGUUCCCCUUUUAUACGCAGUCAGUUGAAGAUAUGUGCCUGACUACCUCAAAAUCGUCGUCCUUGCGCGAGAAACCCAAGCGAAAGUAAAGAGAUUUCCGCGUUGUUUUCAAAUUUUGAGAAAACUUAAUUUUUGAGUUAUUUGUGGUUAUCUCACAUUGUUAAAAAUUUUAUCCUAAAUUCCUGAUCAUAUUUUUGAUGAAAUAGUGAAAGAAUUAUGAUGCUGCCAUUAAUACAAGUCGAGAUAUUCACGAUUAAGUACAUAUGUACGAAGUACACUAAGGUCUCUUUUUGCACGGUUUUUUUUCCCACGGUUUUUUUAUACACGGCUUUUUUUACACGGUUUCCGGAAUUAACGCGGUUUUCUUUUACACGGUUUUCGCAAUUAACACGGUCUUAGAGAAGAACUUAGAAAUUACUCUAUUAAAAAAACGAUUUUUUCUUGGAUCGAUAAUAUAAAAGUGGUAAUAUAUCAGAUCGAAACAAUAAAACUAUAAUUAGAGCUAAUAAAAACACUUAUUUAAAUCAAAAUCAUUUUGCAAAAAAAUCAUUUAUUGAAUAAUUCUGUAUCAAAUUCUGUAUGUAGUUUAAUAUGUAUAAUAUUAAUAUUUAAUCGCUGUCGUAAAUAACACGACGCCUUCGCCCUGGAAUAGCACACGUUAAAUUUUCAACUUCGUCAUCGUUUGACCGAGAAUCUCGUAGAGAGGAAGUCUCUGUAACUGUUGAUUUUUCGAGGUUUUUCAACUCCUCUUCAUACCUAGCAAUACAAUAUUUCAUGUCACUUCUAAAUGAUAUAGCUCUUGCAGUAUUAUGAUCCACAUUGAUAAAGUGAGCAUCUGCUGCAUUGCACAUUGCAAUACCUGGUAAAAAGGGAUUAUAUAAGAGACAAUAAUCAAAAUAAUUAUAGCAAUACCUUUUCUAAUUUGAUCGGCAUUCAUUUGUCCAAUUUCUUCUUCUUCAACGUCGUCUAUUACAUCGGUACACAGAUCCUCAUCGGAUAUAACAGUGUCUUCCAGCAAUUCAUUGAUAUCCGAGGAGGUAAAAUUAUCAAAACCUGUACCUCCUACUGCAUGCGCUAGUAAAAUAAUUUCUCGAUCAUCAAAUAACGUUUUUCCAUCAUGUUCAACACAUUCUGGCCAUAAUGAUUUCCAACAAUUAUUUAGUGUAGACAUUUUCAUAGCUUUUAACGCUGUACCAAUGAAACGCACGCAUUCCCGCAUCGAAAACGUUUUCCAUGUUGUAAUUACCGUCAUAGAUUGGUUUUCGUCCAACUGUUCCAAUAUGUAAUUAAACGUUUGUUUAAUAUAUAGUUUUUUAAAGGUUGAAAUAAUGCCUUGAUCUAAUGGUUGAAUCAAUGAUGUAGUGUUGGGUGGCAGAAAAACUAUUUGUACUUGUGAAUGUUGAGGUGCGGUAUGUCCUGGAGCGUUGUCUAUUAUUAAGAGAACUUUGAACUUCAUUCCUUUGUUCUCCAGGUAUUUCUGAACCUCCGGAAUGAAAAGUUCUUUAAACCACUCUUCAAAUAUUGGUUUAGUAACCCAAGCUUUAGGAUUACUUCUCCAGUGCACAGGCAGCGUAUCGAAAUCUUCUCCUUUCAUCGAUCUGGGUCUCAUUGCCCGAUGAAGCAGUAGCGGUUUCAAUAUUUUAUCGCCAGAUGCGUUCGAACAAAACAGCAGUGUGACUCGGUCUUUUGCAGCUUUGAAUCCUGGCGCUUGACGUUCAGCAGCAGCUAGAUAUGUUCUGUUCGGCAUUUUUUUCCAGAACAGACCUGUUUCGUCCGCGUUGAACACCUGGUCUGGGUGAUAUGCUCCUUGUUUAAUAAUUGCCAACAGUUUUGCUGGGUAUUCCCGAGCUGCAACAGUAUCCGCCGAUGCGCACUCGCCUUUGACUUGCACAUUUCGGACGUUGUUCUUCCGAAUGAAUUUGUAGAACCAACCCUUGCUUGCUUUAAAUUCAGUACGUUUACCUGUCAAAAAAUUUUGUGUUUCAUAUUGUAAUAAAUAGUAGUGAAAGAGAUUUUAAAACCAUUAUGUUUACUGCUUGAUGCUUCCUCAUUCUCCAAAAGAUGGUAAAGACGUAAUGCCUUUUGUCUAAUUAUAUCCGCGUUAAUUGGAAUUCUUUUUUGUGCAUUGUCUUCGAUCCACAAGUAAUGCUUUUUCCAUUUUAUCAACAGCAACGUUUCGGGUAUAGGCUGCUCGUUUAGACGAGGAAUCCGUGCCAUUCGAGACUGCCUGUCUGAUACGAGAUUCAUUUCGCUUAAUGGUUCGGAUAGUUGCCUCAUUCAAUGACAGAGAUCUGCCAAUGGAUGCAGCCGUUUCACCAUUUGCGAGCCGGUCUAAAACAAUUAUUUUGUUUUGAAGCGUGAUCGACUUUCUGGUUCUGGGAAUCAUUUUAUCAGAAUUCGAUGCCAUUGUUUGAUUCUGUAAUCAAAAUUACUUGGUAGAAAUAUAUAAAAAUUAAAUGUAUAAAGCACACCAUUUCCAUUAUAUUGUACUUCUUCGAAAUAUUCAACCACAUGUAACCUACCUCGCUAAUUAAUUGAGAACGAAAUCAAGCAGGAACGAUUAAUAGUAUCGAAAAAUAUGAACGUACCGAUCCGGCUAAUCAGAAACCGCACACUUUCACAAUUUUUAACUAAAACUUUCGCGGAGGCAGGUAUGACUGGUACACAACAGAAACAAUUCUCUUCGGUUUUGGAUUAAGAAUGAUACUUGAAAUUCAAACUACAGCGGUUUUAUACAGGAUUUGGAACAGAGUCCUUUUGACUUAGUCCUUACAAAUGUAAAUGAAGGGUGAUAUAAAAGGUUAUUGUUACGAUUUUAUUUAGUUUGUCAUGCGUGAAUUCAUGUUAUUUGCGUAGAUCGAUGCGGAUCCGUGAGGACAAUUAGCGUGACACAAAAAUUGAAAAUAAAAGCGUUUUGUGGAUUGUCUCGUUGAUAAUAGAGUAUAUCACGAGUAUGACAAUUGUUGCUUCGCUGUUAAUGCGUUGGCGCACACGGUGAGGUACAGCACAUCGAAGAUGCUACACGUACCAAUCGAUUGUUUUCGGAAUUAAUACACUUGUUGAAUGUUUUCUAAAAUUAAUGCGAUUUUCACAAGAUUUUUUUUACACGGUUUUCGCAAUUAACACGGUUUUUUUUAACACGGUUUCCGCAAUUAACACGGUUUUUUUAACACGAUUUUUUUUAGCACGGCACGUAACCCCCGUGCAAAAAGAGACCUUAGUGUACAUAGCAUACAAAGGUUUUGAUUUUGUCAUAAAAAAAUCACUUGAAAAUUCGAGUAGUGAAAGUUGACAUUCGACUAAGAUAAGUUAAGCAAUUCCUCCGUGUGUAUGUAUGUGUAUUGUAUGUGUCAAAUAAUGUCACUCAAUUUUUCAAGUAUGACUGCACCUAUUUUCCCAAAUAAGGCUCAAAUGAAAAGGCCGCAUAGGUUACUAUUGAAUUCAAUCCGGAUCUGACUUCCGCAGUUUAAGAAUGUCGAAAACUUUCUGCUGUCAUUUAGACUGCCCAUACUUGCAUAUCUGUCCCAUAUGGAAAAUCGGCAUAAAAAAGACGAUCAAAAUUUUAUUCUCCAAUUUUUUGAUUUAUUGUGUCACCUAAUUCCAAAUCACGGUAAAUUUAAAUGACGCGUAUAUGACACGAAGAUGUCUCGUUUAUUUUCAAAUUCCCAGUUUUGGUACCGAUCAUCCCUUCAUUUCGAAACAAGAAGUUGGAUGUGGAUGAAGCUAAAUGGAACCGGUCGAUGUGUCCAUUCACAUACACACAAACAAGCAUACUUAUACCAGGGCCACUUUUACAGAAGGAUAGUGGGGCACGUGCCGCCGGGCCCACAGUCUUAGGAGGCCCUUGACGGAAUCCAAAGAGCAAAAAAAAAGUAAUUAAGUUAGUAGUUAGUUAGGGUUCACAUAUUAAUCUUUCCUAGGGGCCAAUUAAUACGUUAAAAGCUUAACGAAGUGAAUCGAAUGGUAUAUUACAAGUGUCUUUCGGGGCCUCCAUUCGAAAUUCGUUUCAUCUAAGGGCUCUCCGAAUCAACUUCAUGGGUGCGGACCUUGUACUAAAAGUUACUAAAAGUUCUGCCACCUCAACGAAAAAGAACUCAAUUACAAGGUCCGGAGAGUACAUAGAAACUUGCAUUGAGAGCAAAGGGAAAGACCUCGAUGAAGCUAUAUUAAUAGGCACUGAGUUCCAAAAAAAAAAGAUUGAAAACUUAUUUUUGUGAAAUGUAUGAAAACAAAAGCGGUUUAUUGAACAUCGGUUCUCAAAGGUAGUAACAAGUUUGAAACUUAAUGUUUUCAUACUCUCAUUCCUUAAACUGCUGGCAAAAACUAUGUGAAUAUUAAAUGAACAACUAAAUUUAAGCUAUUUUAAAUAAAUUUAAGCUAUUAGUUGAUUGAUUCUUAAGUGAAAAAAAAACAAGAAAUCGAUUGAAAAUACUAAAUUUGUAACAAGUUUUGGGUAAACCAAAAAAAUUUAUGUUUUUGGGAAAAAUAAUGUUUUCAUUGUAUUUUUUUAACACUUUGAUCGAAAAGCUGAAAGCACCUGUUAACUUAUAAGAAUAUUGUAAAAGUUUCCUAUUCAAUUUUAUGGUCGAAUAAUAUUCAAAGUACACCAAACAUCUUUUUUUUUUAUAAUAAAAUUUUUAUUGGGCUCAUUUGCGUUAGCUUAACGUGGCCGAUUAUCUUGUUGUUAGGUGGAUAUGAGUGGAAGCCGUAUUAUGGGGCGACCUGCUUUCCACCAAACAUCUUAUUAGACUAUUAGACUAUCGUAUUCUAAAAUUUCAACGAAAUCGGUGAGGCACGCUGUACGUACCAAAGUGUGCCGACAAUUGGUGGAGUGACGUUAAAAACACCAAAUAAUUAAAUAGUUGUGGAAGGUAGCUACGAUUCGAUCGAAAAAUCAAAACGUCGAUAUUCAGAAUAAGUGUGCAUAAGACAUUUUCGAAGGAAUAAGAAGGAAGUAUUAAGGAUCGAUACUUUAGAAUUUCAAAUAUAUGAACCGUUACACAAAAAUCAAUGUUUAUUUUUCAAUAUUCGCUAGAUAUUAAAACUCAUUGCCUUCGCCGACAGCAUAUAUAAAUCUAAAACAAUUUCUCCAUUUCAAAAUGGUAAUGUGUAAUGAAACCCUAAUGUUUCGUGCAAGAGUAAUUCCAACAACGUAAUCGUAAUGCACUAGCACCGUUUCAUUGAGGCAGCCGAAAUAGUGCGAGCGCACUUUGAACCACAGCUCGUCUCCAGAAACAGCUGGUUUAUUGUUUCAAGAGACAUUUAUGAGACAGCCGGCUCGUGACAGCCCUUCGUUACAGUAAUUCCCUAAAAAUCAAAGGAUGUCAUCGAUUUUCAAAGGCUGUCGCCGUAAUAUUUUAUGCGAAUGAGCGAACAUAAAGAAACAGGAUACUAACAGCCCGUUCUGUUUGACUACUCUUCGGAUAGAAUACUCUUAUCGAACUGGAAGUAAAAACUGUCUCAGUGACAGCAUUCAUUUAGGCAUGCGAGCGCUGUUGCCAUUACAGUUCGGCAUAUGCUUCACAUGUACUGUAGACUGUGGCUUUCAACUUCGCGCUCAAACAGUCCAUGCUGUCUUGUGGCGGCUGUCAUUGAAAAGCAGUACUGCUGGAAAGCCUCUGCUGGACAUCACACGAAUGAAGUCCCUACUCACAUCCAGCCCCCUGAACCAUGCCUUUGUCGACAUUUUAGGGAUAAUUGAGUGUAUCCACCGACCCAGAUCAUCUCUGUCCCAAGAAGUUAGCCAGCUGGCAAGUGUUCUUUGGCGAGACGCGCUAUAGAAUUCGUUGAAACCAAUCGGUCUCUCAUAAAUUUCACCCACAAUAGCACCACGUUUGGCUAAAAUAUUGGUUCUUUCAUUGCCUGGAAUGGAGCAAUGAGCUGGAAUCCAAACUAUUGUGAUUUGAUAAUUAUUAUUCAAUAUGUCGUUCAGGCACUGUUUCAUUUUGCCCAAGAAAAACGGUUCAUUUUUGCUAGCAACGUUUUAGCGAAUGGCUUCAAUUGCACUCAGGCUCUCUGUGAAGAGAAAAUAAUAGUUUGGAUAUAAUGUGACGAUUACAGUCAAGCUAUAAUGAACUGAUGCUAACCCUGCUAUAUAAACAGAUGCAGGUUCUUGAAGCCUAAAUGAGACUGAAUCAUUAUUGUUGAACAUACCAAACCCAGUAGCCUCUUCAAUUCGUGAUCCGUCCGUGUAAAACAUUUUCUCAGAGUCAAUAUGCUUGAACUUACUUGAAAAUGUUUUUGGGAUUUCCAUCGAGCGUAGGUGUUCCGGGAUUCCACGCACUUCGCGCAGCAUGGAUGUGUAGAAAAAUAUCGUUGAAUCAGGAACAUUUAGGAGGCUUACACUGAUAGGAAUAUAUCUUGAAGGGUUGAUUUCCUGUGACAUAUGGUUAAAAUAUACUGUCAUAAAUCUUGUUUGAGAUUGAAGCGCGACUAGUCUUUCGAAGUUACUAAUAACCAGGGGAUUCAGUACCUCAUAUCUUAUUAGCAGUCGCGAUGAAAGAUCCCAAAAAUGAUUUUUCAAUGGAAGAACUCCCGCCAGAACUUCGAGACUCAUUGUAUGUGUCAAAUGCAUGCAACCUAAGGCAAUUCGAUACAACGAUACGCUCAAGUUUGAUAAUAUGAGAGUUUGCAGCGAAACGAAAACAAGCGCAUCCAUAUUUCAUGUGUCUGAUACAAUUUUAUUAGAUCUUCCGGAUGAGCACCCCACCAAGAUCCUGUUAUUGUUCGAAGAAAAUUUACUCUUUGUUGGAAUUUUGUUAUCAGAUACCUAAUGUGUCCUCCCCAUGUGAAUUUGGAAUCAAACCACACCCCGAGGUAUUUGAAAGUCAAAACCUGUUGGAUCAUUCUUUCCAUCAUAUGAAGCUGAAGCUGCGCGGGAUCAUGAUUUCUUUAAAAGACGACCAGCCUUGUUUUCUCCGCAGAGAAUUCGAUACCCAUAUAAACAGCCCAAACGGACAAGUUAUCUAAGGUAUCUUGCAAUGGUUUUGCAGAUCAAUAGCUUUGGGUCCAGUAACUGAAACCACGUCAUCAUCCCCCAAUUGUUGUUUUUGAGCGAAGGCAAUUUGGAUGUCAGACGAAUGUAAUGCAAGCAAUCAUUCGUCCCUUUAUAUCUACGGAAGCCAAACUUAGUAUCUGACAACAAACCGUUCGUCUCGACCCAAGUUUCGAGACGUCGAAGAAUAAUUUUUUCGAACAAUUUUCUGAUGCAGGACAACAUUGCAAUGGGUAUAUAUGAGUUGUGAUUGGAAGCUGGUUUCCCCGGCUUUUGAAUGGCGUUAACUUUUAUUUGCCUCCAGUCAGGUGGAACAAUAUUUUGUUCAAGAAACUUUUUGAACAAUUACAACAAACGUCUUUUUGCGAAAUCGGGCAGAUUCUUCACCAAGUUGAAUUUAAUUCUGUCCAACCCAGCAGCGUUAUUGUUACAAGACAUGAGUACUAGGAAAAUUCCAUUAUUGAAAAGGGGCUAUCAAUGGAAUCAUUGUUUGGACAAGCCUCCCAAAUAAUGCUCUGCGGAGGAACAUAAUCUGGACAAAGUUUCCUCGCAAAAUCAAAUAUGCAUCGGUUCGAGUAUUCCUAACUCUCAUAUCCUACGUUAGGAUUCCUUUUUCGUCUGGCCGUAUUCCAAAGAGCGCUCAUUGAGUUUUCUCUUGACAAACCUUCGACAAAAUGUCUCCAAUAGCUGCAUUUCUUGGCCCGAAGUAUGUUUUUGUACAUGGUUUCUAAAAUCGAGAAUUUUUCAAAAUUCUGAGGUGGUUCUCCUCCUCGUUUUAAAAAUGCCUUGAAAGCAUUUUGUUUCGCGUGUUUAGCAUCUGAGUAAUCUUUGUUCCACAAGGGUUUGGAGGCCUUCUGUAGCGUAUAUGUAAAUAAUAUAUAUGAAUAAUUAUUAAAGAUAAUUGAGGUUUACAUUUUUGAUGAUCGUAGGAGUACAAAGUGCAUCGUCAUUCGAAAACAGUUUGAUGUGGAUUGUGAUUUUGGAAAUUGAAACGAAAGUGUACUUUAUUCGGCCGUGCUUCGUUCGUAUUAUUUUUGCAACACUAACAAAAAUACAUAGUCGUGAAUGAACGUCUCUGUUUAGUCCACUCAUAUAAUUGUUUGGCAUUUGUGAUGUAGAAUGUUUAAGUAGUUUGUCAAGCUCUCACUUUAAAUUACCACCAAGUACAUCACAUGGUCCUUUACCGCAAUAUGUCACCCAAAAUGACACUCAGCAUCAAUGUUAUACUUGAAUUUAAUUUUAGACUUGCAAUGUUUUGGCAUGGCCGCGUUAGAUAUUUUGCCAUAAUUUUGAACGCUAAUAAUUCAGCUGCUGGAUGGAUUUAUAUAAUAUAACUACAAAUCGAUUCAGAAACAUUUAACUUAGACAUGUAUGGUAACGUUUUUCAGUGUUUCAAUAGCAUACUUUUGAAAAAUUGGAUAGAAUCCACCUAUGUUUUCACUAACCAACCACAGCAAGGCAAAUAAUGUCAUACUAUUGAUUUUUCGUGCACGGCCGACGGUUUCGAUCGUUGGUCUGUACCUAAAAUUUUAUAUAGUAGCAGAUCUGCUUUGUUCGGUAUAGGGAGUAUUUACGUCAUGCAAUAAAAUGUAUUGUUCCCUUCUGCAUCGCAUGAACGUUCGCACAAAAGGAAAUCUAUAAAUAUAUGCAAUCUUUCAAUUUAAUUCUAGUCGGCAGCCAGCCGUCAACGAAGCAGGUAGCUUGUCGCUCGCUGGAUGCUUGCGGAUUAACAACAAUUUAAUAAAAACCUAAGCAAAUAUUUUCAAAGUUAGUAUUUCUUAUUAAUUUUUUCCGUAGAAUCGAUUUAUGAUAGAAGAUCCGCAUACUCGUUUUGCUCCAAUUUCUCUUUUUGUUUGACUUUAUUUCGAAAACUCACUGUGAAACUCUGAAAAAAAUUAUUUUUUUCAAUCGAAACGUAAGGUUUUUAUAGUAUUGACCGCUACAUCGUUUUACCCCAAUUUUGCCACAAAUAUAAUUCUACGUUGAAUUCAGAUUUAAAAUCCCGAAGCAGAUCCAAUAUGACCUACCAAUAUUGGUCCAUAUUACGUAAAAAACUUCAGUGAUCCAAGUACACAUAAUGUGAAUGACAGUACUAACCUGUUUAACCCCAAUUUAUGUCAUAAGUUGUAUAUCUGAGUGAACUAUUUUUUUCGUAUUUCGAAAGCAGGCUGAUUGCGGUUGAUGGAAAUCGAUUGAUGUUACGAAAAAAGACCUAAAAAUAAGAUUACAAAUAGAUUCAAUGACCUCACGAACCCCAAUAGAUUUUAUAUACAAAAAACUCAAAACGCGUUUUUCUCGAAAGUAGGUUUUGAAAGUCCGUGUCCAUCGUCAUUAAAAAACUGCUGCACCAAUUUUGUUCAAAUUUUGCACACACUUUCUACAUAUAAAAAACCAGACCCCAAUAUUCUCCUUUUCGUUGUUUGUUACUUUGGGGAGAUUUAACAGCUACAAAAUGGUGGAUUUUUUUCGUGAAAAAUCGUAGUUUUCACUUUAAACAACCACCAAAAAUUCAAAAAAUAAAAAAAAUCAAACAAACUUCUACUCUAACUUUGCUGCUUUGAUUUAUUCACUUCUGAUAAGUCUGCGCUGAGAUACAGUGGACACCGCAAAUCAUGAUUUAUAUGACAUGCAAAACAUGCAAAACAUUUGGACAUUUAUUUUUUUCAUCAUUUACACUGUAUACCCCUCCUCCCCGCCAUGAUUAAAACGGAUUGAUAUUGCGAAGAAAGACAUAAAAAUAAGAUUAAAAAUGGAUUCAAUGACCGCGCGAAUCUUGUUAUACCGUUUUACUCCAAUUUAUUUCAUAAGUCGUAUAUCUGAUUAAACUUUCUUUCGCAUACCGAAAGCAGGCUGAUUGUGAUCGUCGUCGUCGAAGAGCAAUGAUGAGGAUACAGCCCUUUCUCCCAUCGAAGUAUUUAUAUUAGAAAAGAGGGUAACAAGUAAAAAAUUAGAUAAAGCGGAUUAAACGAUGUAUUUGGAUCAUUGAAGUUUUUCACGUUAUAUGGACCAAUAUUGAUAGUUCGUAUUGGAUCUACUUCUGAAUUCAAUAGAUAGUAGAUAAUAUUUAUUAAAUGGAUCAAUUAAAAAAAAUGGUGUAAAACGGUAUAACAUGAUUCGUGCAGUCAUUGAGUCUUAUAUAAUUUUAUUUCUAGGCCUUUCUUCGUAAUAUCAAUCGUUUUAAGCCAACUGCAGUCAGUCUGUUUUCGGUGUGCGAAAAAAAGUUUAACCAGAAAUACGACUUAUGAAAUAAAUUGGGGUAAAACGGGAUCACAAGAUUCGUGCGGUCAUUAAAUUCAUUUGUAGUCUUAUCUUCAGGUCCCUUUUCGUAAUAUCAAUCGAUUUUAAUCAACCGCAAUAAGCCUACUUUCGGUAUGCGGAAGAGAGUUUAACCAGAAAUACGACUUUUGAUAUGUAUUGGGGUAAAACGGGUUAAACAGGCUAGUACUGUCAUUCUCAUUGUGUUUGAUUGGAUCAUAGAUGUUUUGUACGUAUUGUGAACGAAUAUUGAUAGAUCGUAUUGGAUCUGCUUUUGGAUUGUAGAUCAUAUUUCAACUGUAUAUUAUAACUAGAAAGGAAUUGGGUUAAACGGUACAACGAGUUUUUUGCUGUCAUUAAAACUAUAUGCAAUCGAUUUGUUACACUUUUUACCUUUUUUAUAAAAAUAAAAAAUAGGUAUAGAAUUCGAAUUACUUUGUUAAAAUCCGUACAUUUUUAACGGAGAUAUCGAAAUUUUUGUGUAAGCGACUUUUUCCCCUAUUUCAGUAGUAGUAGUUCUGAGCGCUGUCUGACAAAGAAAUGCUUGGGAGCAACAUAAAAUACGAUUUUUUAUACUGUUACAUACAUUUGUUUCUAAGUACCCAAAAGACUGUGUACAGCAUGAUAUUUUGCCUCGGACCGAUUUUAGCACGGUUCGUUUUUGGCAACAUAAUCGUUCGAAUAUGCCAUAUGUAAAUCAGAUGAUGGCAGAAUUUUCGAGUUGAAAGCAAUUCCAUAAUUAUAUUGAUUUAAACUAUUAACAGCAAUAAAUGCUGGAAGAACAUAACAGCCAUAUUCCAUUCGAAUCAGUUCGUCGAGAUUAGCAAAUGCGUGUGUGACAAAUAAUUUCACUCAAUUAUUUUCGGAGAUGACUCAACCAUAUUCUACAAACUCAGAUUCAUAUAAAAAGUGGUAUGCUCCCAAACAAGGUUCCUGAAUUAUGUUUGGUUUCGACCUCUGGUUCCGGAGCUGCAGGAUGAUAUGUGAAACCAAAUUAAAACUGAGUAGCUCAUUUUUCUCGUAGAUGACUGACCCGAUCUAAGAUUCAAAUGAAAUCCAAGAAUUAUCUAAGAUUCAAAUGAAAAGUUUUAAGAUUCUAUAAAACAUCUUGUUUUUCAGUCAGAUCCAACUUCCAGUUUCGGAGAUACAGGGUGAUUAGUAUAAAAAUGUCUAUUUCACAUAAAUUGAUCAGGUUUAUCGGGUUAGCAGAUUUGGAUUGUCGAUAACCAAAUAAACUUAUUUCAUUUUUGGUUGUAUUCAGAUUUUGUUUCGGAAGGCACCCAAAAAUUUAAUUCGCACUACGAUUCCUCAAAGAUGUCUACAUUGAUUUUCAAACAUUUUGAAACUACUACUCAGGUGAAUUUGUCUGACUUCGGCUACACCGAAUUUCUAACUCCUGUUCCAGUAUCGAAUCGUUUCUCAAAGCUCAAUCGUUUUCUCAAAAAAAGUCAAAUCGAAACAAAAGUUAAAAUUAAAAUAAAUCCAAUUUUAUGCAAUUCUGACUUCCGAUUCUGGAAUUGUAGGAUGAUGAAUUUUUAAAAUUCAAAGCGAUAUAGAAGAUGACAAUCCCGAAAAACUUUAAAGUUGGACUCAAAAAUAUUGCAAUUUAUUCGUCAUAUGGUCAUACGAAUCGGUUUGGGUUAUGCUGGUUCCUGAAUACCGGCUCUGGAAGUACCUUAAAUUACCCUAAACUCUAAAGUGGAAAUUACUUCGACAUGUCAUGGAAUGUUUAAUCGAUUGUUACACUUUUAGAUUCAAAUUCGAUCCGAUUUGCAGUUUCAACAUUACAGAGUAAUGAGUGAUUAGAAUCUCUAAUUGCCACUUAAAACGACGGACAUUAGAAUAAUGUCAUGAAAACUGAAACACCGAAGAAUAUUCAUGCAAAAACCACAUGCGGAUAUAUAAAAAAGGUAUCAUCUCACUGCUAGGUGGAUUAAGCACGUUUUUUACAUCAGAUUUGUUAGACUUUUUUACAUAAUUUUACUGACCAUUUAACACCAGAAAAGUAAACCGUCUUAAGAAAAGAAAUGAUAGGUUCCUUUGGAUUCCACUUAUGAUAAAACUAUUUCGUUAUGAUACUAACCUAAUAGUGAACGUAUGUUUUCAUAAGUGGAAUCCAAAGGAACUUAACAUUUCUUUUCUUAAGACGGUUUAGUUUCAUUCCACUAACCGCUCAAAAAUUCAAAUUUUGACCAAAAAAAUGUUUUGUGGUCAGCUGUAUCAUGCCUCCAAAAAGAUGGUCUAGAUUUUGGUCAAUUUUGCCCCACUGUGCGUAUGUCAAAUAUCUGUUCGUUUAUGUGGGUGUUAUGAUCGGUCAUUUGACAUAAAUACUGUUUCUAGAUUUAAAUCCUUCUUAAAAAUUUCUUCAAUCCACCUAGUGGUGUAAUGAUUCCUAGCCCAUAUUGUUUAUAUUUUCAAAAACAUCACUAAAAAAUUUUGUCAAGAUUUUUUUUUCAAACUUGAAUAAAAUCAAAAACUUUCUUUGUGUAUAAACUACCAUAGCCUUUUGAAUUUGUAAACAGUUACGUCAACUUAAUAUAGAUUUAAAUGUGGCAAUCCUAAUCUAAUCUAAUGCUAUUGCCCUAUGAAGUGUGCUGGGUCCGCUAGUAUAUUUAUAAAUUAGUAUCCCUAUUCGCAUAAAACAGUUCACCAAGGUAUGAAUGUGCAAUAUAAAACUCGGAUUACUUAUUCAAACAUGGCUACAUGACAAUUUCCGAGAAACAACCACACAAAAAAUAGAAUUAGACAGCAGUUAGGGGUAUAUUUUGUGUCACAAUUUUUUUUUCGUGAAUCCACAUCUUAGUUCUAAAACUAGUGGAGUGCUUAGAUCGAACAAUUUUGUCCGUCAAUAUGCGAAUUUAGAACCAUAACAGUGCUGAGUUGCGGUUUAUUGGAUGCAUGGAUUCUAAAAAUUAACAUGUAUUGAUUCUCGAUUUUCUGUUACUUAUUUGCCUAAUAUAUGUAUAUAAUAGAUACUUUUGAUGACGAACGCUAUUAUCAAUCAAUUACGCCGACACCAGCAUUACCGGUUCCUUCCACAAUUCAAGCCGUGGCACCUGCGACAGCCGCUACGACUGUGAUUACAACAGACAAUACUUUUCAAUCGGAGUACAUUCCUGUUCCGAGAGAUGAGCGCUACGAGUUUCCAGGAAUUAUAUCACGCGACACUCGUAUGUAUGAAACAAGCCUGGUCGCGGGGACAGAUAAUAUUUCAAAUCCCGUUCCGUUAUAUCGUGAUGAACGACAUUAUUACCCUGUUAGCACCAUAACUAGCUCAUACAUCUUAGAUAAUCGGCAAUACGAACAAUCGAUUAAUUCCACUAUGAUGCAUGAUCGAUUAUACCAACCAAAUACGCACACAAUCACAAGCGGGAUGCUUUACAAUGAAAGGCACUAUGAGGCUGCCACUAAUCCAAUUGGAAGCCUAUCGAAUCUGGCAACUGCAAGUGACUGUCACGGAGUGGAAAUGAUGAUGAGACAAGAUGCUACAGUUGCAGCUACUACUAUCGAACAUGAUUCGGCGGAAGUGUCGUGGGGUCGCGCAGAAAUGGAGCGUCAGGAUGAAAUCGACCGUCAAUAUCUCGUUCUUUUACCUCGCGAAGACAAAAUUGAACCACAGGACGAGCUGUGAAUGUCCACUAUUUGCCAUUACUAUUACUACUAUUACUACUACUAUUAGAACUUAUUACCGUUAUUGAUACCAAUACAUUUGUACGUGCUAACAAUAUUAUCAUUACUACUAUUACUAAUACUAUUACUAUUAUUAUCACUACUACUAUCGGUUGCUGAUUGCCUUAUACAGAAACAAAUAAACACUUAAAUACUUACUAGUAAUGGUUAAAGAGUAACAAAACAUAAAUAGUUUUUUAAGACAGCAAGUAGCAGUUUGAUGGAUUUAUAUUUGGAAAAUGGCAACAAACUUAUUGCUGAAAUAUACAGGCAUUAACGUUAUUCUAAAACUUAAAUUAAGAAACACUGAAAAAUAAGCGAACAAAGUAUACUAAAUGAAUUUGUACGUUAAUUGUUUUCAAGUUUUUUUUUGUUUCUGAGAAAUUGAAUUAGGGACAAUAAUUACAACGAAACAGUAUGCAUUACAAACUUAGGGCGUUCAUAGUAGUAUUUAAAACAUAAAAUACUCAGUAAUUCAAAAGGAAAAAAUAUUAUCGAACCACUUAAGGAGAUGAGAAGAAAAUUGAUAUAGAGAUACCAUGCCAAGUACUUCUGAAAUAACCUAUAAAUAAGAAUUUAUAUUGGAAACAAUAACUUGCCUUAAACAUAAUAAAUAUAUAUAUUUACACCAAAUAACAUUAGAAUAUUUAAAAUAUGUAAAUGAGUCGUAUUUUUUUGUAAAUAAACAUUGCUCCUAUUUUUAUUCUCAUGUGAAUCACAUGGCACAAGCGUCUAAUGGGAGACCCGAAGAGUUAAAUGUAUCAAAUUUUGUUGGUAUAACAUGUAAUAAUCCAUUUUGAAUGAUAAUUUCAUUAUUUUUUGAAAGAAAAACAAUGUGUAAAGUAAAACUUCUGUUAUUAGGUUAGAAUAGUUUCCACUAUUCUAUUUGUUGAUUUCAGUUUUAUCAAGCGAUUUUGCAGUACUGUUUUACUUUAGAAUUCUGCAUUUUUACCAAAUUUCGUAAAUCAUCUAUAUUGUUAUGAAAUACAAAGCAAAACUGACGAUAGUCAUUUCAUAAAAAUGUUUAUCAUAUUGCAAAAUGUUACUAAAUUGAGUAGUUGUAUUUUGUUCCAACCGAUCAUUGUUAUGCUGUUGCGUGAAAUUGUACAAACUAGAUUCAAUGCUAGUCAUUCGUUUUUCAAACAUAGUUUUAGUUAUCAGCACAUACAAAUUAACAUUUUAUGCAACCUGAUGUAGUAGUAAUCUUCAAAACUCAGAAGCAAAAAUUGGAGAACAUGUUCUCGGAAUUGUAGUGAUAUUUAGAGAAUAUUAAUAUACAACUUGAUAUAUACCAAUGAUAGGCUAUCACCAAUGAUAGAAUCUAAUACGCCUUCCAAUAUUCUAUAAGCAGCUAAUUUUUUGAUAGUCUUAGAAGAUUAUUCAUAAUACUUUAAACGCAGUAGUUUUGGAUAGUGUUGAGCGAAAGGAAUACUCCUUUGUCAUAUAUUAAUAAUAUGCAGAUUAUUAAAAAUAUACAAUCGUA
This is a messenger RNA of Malaya genurostris, 32563 nucleotides long. RefSeq lists its product as uncharacterized. The coding region runs from base 157 to 3153 and encodes 998 amino acids. The record is from RefSeq and is a predicted model, not a curated record. Lineage: Eukaryota; Metazoa; Arthropoda; Insecta; Diptera; Culicidae. Gene Ontology annotation, cellular component: nucleus; ribonucleoprotein complex; cytoplasm. Gene Ontology annotation, molecular function: mRNA binding. The transcript is spliced from 5 exons.